AUGCCCGGUCCCUUCUCCUCUCGAUCCUUUGCUGCCACACUCCCCAACUCGAUCGCCGCCCGCUACCGCAAGCAAUUGCAAAAGCACCCAUUCCUGCUUUUCGGGCUGCCUUUCAUGGCCACGAUCGUCGCUGGAUCUUUCAUGCUCACACCCGCCACGGCACUACGAUACGAGCGAUACGACAGGAAGAACCAGCAGAUUACACAGGAAGAGGCCAUGGGGUUAAGGCAGGAGCGAAGGAAGGUGAAUAUGAAGGAUGAGUAUUAUGCGAAAGAUCUCGAGGACUGGGAGCAGAGGCGUGUCAAGCGACUUCCUGGCGAGCCAGACGGAACACUUGUAUGA
This is a messenger RNA of Parastagonospora nodorum SN15, 342 nucleotides long. RefSeq lists its product as hypothetical. The record is from RefSeq and is a predicted model, not a curated record. Gene Ontology annotation, biological process: mitochondrial respiratory chain complex IV assembly. The transcript is spliced from 2 exons. Bases 1 to 342 code for a protein of 113 amino acids. Lineage: Eukaryota; Fungi; Ascomycota; Dothideomycetes; Pleosporales; Phaeosphaeriaceae. Gene Ontology annotation, cellular component: mitochondrial inner membrane.